ACUACUCAUCCCCUCCAUCUAAACACUAUUUUGUGCCAUCUAUUCCUUCACCUGUAGAGAUGUCCGGAGUAUGGGUUUUCAAGAACGGUGUGGUUCGCCUUGUCGAAAAUCCGGCAACGGAACCCUUGGACGGCAGUAGUCGGCAGGCAUUAAACAGUCGUCGGAAAGUUUUGGUUCACAUAGACAGUAAUGAGGUUAUCACUUCCUAUGCUAUACUUGAAAGGAAACUGUUGGGGUUAGGGUGGGAAAGGUAUUAUGAUGACCCAGACCUUCUUCAGUUUCACAAGAGAGCAACAGUUCAUCUCAUCUCUCUCCCUAAGGACUUCAGCAGGUUCAAGUCCAUGCACAUGUACGACAUAGUUGUCAAGAAUCGUAACUGUUUUGAAGUUAGGGAUAUGUAG
Telopea speciosissima is the source of this 401-nucleotide messenger RNA. RefSeq names its product flowering-promoting factor 1-like protein 3. The transcript has a single exon. Gene Ontology annotation, biological process: regulation of flower development. NCBI's taxonomy places the organism in Eukaryota, Viridiplantae, Streptophyta, Magnoliopsida, Proteales, Proteaceae. Bases 60 to 401 code for a protein of 113 amino acids. The record is from RefSeq and is a predicted model, not a curated record.